Messenger RNA from Penicillium salamii, 2511 nucleotides. The record is from the annotation of a GenBank genome assembly. NCBI's taxonomy places the organism in Eukaryota, Fungi, Ascomycota, Eurotiomycetes, Eurotiales, Aspergillaceae.
AUGGCGACCCCGCCUCCCGAGGCCCCUCCCGCCAUGAAGGAGGACAAGCCUCAGCUGCCCCCGUCCCCGACUGGUCCAUCUGCCCCGGACAUUCCGGAGACCAGUGUGCAAGCUACCACCGAUUCCAAAAACCAAUCCUCUGGCGAUGCUGAGGUCAAAUCACCCGCGUUGAACGGUCACGGUCCAAUUGCGCCCUCAACCACCAACGGCACAACCACAACAAACUCUCCCCCAAAGUCUCCUGCGCCGGCACCCGCUCUACCCGAGCAACCCGCCCAAGAGACAGCGCAAGUUGCAGAGACACAGGAACCAGCUAAAUCCAACGAAGCAUCUCUCACUCCCGCACCCAACAACACCGAGAGCGCGACCUCAGUUCCAGCUCCAGCUCCAUCUUCAGUUGCUACUGAGCUUCCUACCGCUCCGGCAUCUGCCGAGAGCACUACACCGGCUCCAGCUCCAGCUCCGACUCCGGCUUCAGUUCCAGCUUCAGUUCCAUCUUCAGUUCCUGCUUCAGUUCCUGCUCCUACUGCAGCCCCAACUCACAUUCCCACCACUUCUGCUGGCCCCGACACCGACGCAAUGGCCAUCGAUACUCAGGACAGUCCGGCUGCCGUGAAAACCGAACUUCCUCACCACCCAACUACUGCCCCCACCUCACUCUCCCUUCAACCCAAUGACCAAGAAAUGAAGGACGCCCCGGAACCCCCGCUCUCACCUUCCAAGGUUCCCCGACAAAGAGAUGCCGAUCUCAGCGAAGAGCCAGCUGCCAAGCGGACCAAGGUUGAGGGCGAUGAUUCUGCCCCCGCGGGAUUCAAACCACAAGAAAUCCCAGCUCCGGCUCCAUCCCCUCCAAAGCCCUCACCCAGCCGGACAAGCAAUGGACCGGGCCUCACCAAAUUGCAACACAAGUUCAUUUCCAAGUCGCUGAGUUCUCUCAAGCGGAUGCACGAUGCACGCUUCUACAAGGAGCCAGUCGAUCCUAUCAAGCUUAACAUCCCGCAAUACCACACCAUCGUCACCCAACCCAUGGACCUAGGAACCAUGGAGAGGAAGCUGAAGACUAACCAGUAUGCCUCACCUCAAGAGGUCUCCGAUGACUUCGCUCUCAUGGUCAACAACACCACCAUCUUUAAUGGUGUGGACCACUUGGUCACCCAGGAAGGUAUCAAGUUGAAGGCCACGUUUGAAAAGCAGAUGCUCAGCCUUCCCAAGGCCUCGGAAGUGGAACCCUCAAAGCCGAAAAAGUCAACCGAGAAGACAUCAGCUGCGCGUCGUGAGCCCCGAACUUCUCUCCCCAGUCAGCCCAAGGCGGCUUCCCCACAAAACCAGACCUUUGCACUGGGACCAGAGGGAGUGCCCGUCAUUCGUCGUGAUUCCACCAACCCCGAUGGCCGCCCAAAGCGAUCCAUCCACCCUCCCAAGCGUGAUUUACCUUACUCAGUUAAGCCGAAGAAGAAGAAGUACCAGUGGGAAUUGCGUUUCUGCCAGGAGGUGCUGGAAGAAAUGCACAAGAACAAGCAUUACAACUUUGUCAUGCCUUUCUAUUUCCCUGUCGACCCCAUCGCUUUGAACAUCCCUACCUACCACAAGGUGAUCAAAGAGCCGAUGGAUUUGUCUACAAUCCAAUCCAAAAUCAAGACCGGUCAGUACGAGAAUGCCAAGGAGUUCGAACACGAUGUCCGCAUGAUCUUCAAGAACUGCUUCCGCUUCAACAUUCCGGGUGACCCCACUUACAUCUGUGGGCAACGCGCGGAAGAGAUCUUCAACCAGAAGUGGUCCCAGAAAUCGGAGUAUCUCGAUGCCCAUGAGCCUCACCCUGAGCAGAACUCCGAUUAUUCCGACGAGGAUAGUGACGAGGAAGCCGAAGAAAGCGAGGAGGACGACCAGAAGCUCACUCUUCUUCAAAAGCAAAUCGCCGAGAUGUCACGCCAGGUCGAGGCUAUCACCAACAAGAAAAAGAAGACACCUCCUUCUUCCAAGAAGGUCGGCAAGGCGAAGCCAGCCCCAAGCAAGAAGGUCAGCUCUGGCAAGAAAGAUAAGAAGAGCAAGAGCUCUAAGAGCGGCAAGGAGCGCGCUAUCACAUACAACGAAAAGCAAAUUAUUUCGAACGGCAUCAGUAGCCUUCCAGACAAGAAGAUGCAGCAAGCUCUUCAGAUCAUCCAGAGCAAUGUUCCGGCUCUCAAGGGCACCGACGAAGCUGAAAUUGAGCUGGACAUUGACGAGCUCCCCAACGACGUUUUGCUUCUGUUGCUUAACUUCGUGAAGAAGAAUGUCCCUCAUCUCACGGAUGACGAGGAGGAUGCUCCCGCUAGCAGCGUUGCCCCUCCCAAGCCGAAGAAGAACAAGCCGAUGAGCAAGUUCGAGCAAGAGGCGCAGAUUAACAUGCUCCAGAGCAACCUUUCCCGCUUCCAGGGUGGUGGCGCCCUCUCCCCAGAGCCCGUGGCUUCCGUCGAACGAAACGAUAGCAGUGAUGAGUCGGAUUCAUCCGAGGAGGAGAGCGAGGAGGAGUAA